AUGGAUUCGUCUGAUGGAAGUUCAUCUUGUGCACAACAACAACAGAGGAUCGAGAUUCUGAACAAAAACGAGAAUAAGCUCGUGGGUCUGCUUCAUGAAACUGGGUCAAGAGAAGUCGUGGUCUUGUGCCAUAGAUUUCGAUCGAACAAGAACGCAACAAUCAUGAAGAGUCUAGCCACUGCAAUAGAGACAGAAGGGAUCAACGCUUUCCGUUUUGAUUUCUCAGGGAAUGGAGACAGUGAAGGCAGUUUCAGUUUCUGCUUUGGUAACUAUAACCAAGAAGCCGAGGAUCUACGUUCUGUUAUUGAAUACUUCUCUAGCAAGAACCGUGUGGUUCCUGUUAUUCUCGGACACAGUAAAGGAGGCGAUGUUGUCCUCCUCUAUGCCUCCAAGUAUCACGAUAUCAGCAAUGUAAUCAAUAUCUCUGGACGUUAUGACCUGGAAAAAGGCAUAGAGGAGAGUCUUGGGGGAGAUUUUUGGGAAAGAAUCAAGGAACAUGGAUUCAUCGAUGUUGAAAGAGGGAAAAUUCGGAACCGUGUCACCGAGGAAAGUUUAAUGGAGAGGUUUAAAACGGAUAUGCAUCAAGCUUGCCUCAAGAUUGACAAAGAAUGCAGAGUCUUGACGGUUCAUGGAUCUGAUGAUAAGGUAGUACCAGUGGAAGAUGCCAAGGAGUUCGCAAAGAUCAUACCUAACCACAAGUUGGAAAUUGUGGAAGGAGCUGAUCAUAGUUAUACCAAACAUCAACUUCAAUUGGUUUCAACUGUUGUGGAGUUUAUAAAGACAAUGCUUGUGAAGAAGAACUAG
Messenger RNA from Eutrema salsugineum, 804 nucleotides. RefSeq lists its product as uncharacterized. The transcript has 2 exons. Gene Ontology annotation, cellular component: cytosol. Bases 1 to 804 code for a protein of 267 amino acids. NCBI's taxonomy places the organism in Eukaryota, Viridiplantae, Streptophyta, Magnoliopsida, Brassicales, Brassicaceae. The record is from RefSeq and is a predicted model, not a curated record.